AUGCCGCGUGCUGAGGCUGGGAGCACGAAAGCUAUCAGCAACAAGAUCAAAUCGAAAGGACUUGGGCGCUUACGAUGGUACUGUCAAGCAUGCGAGCGGCAAAUGCGCGAUGAGAAUGGCUUUAAAUGUCAUGUCCAGAGCGAAAGCCACGUUCGCCAGGUUUUACUCAUCGGCGAAGAUCCAAAGAAAUAUAUCGAAGAUUACAGUGAACAGUUCUUGAGUAACUUCAUUAACAUGCUCAAGACGACUCAUGGCGAGAAGAAAGUCCAUAUCAACCAGUUCUAUCAGCAGGUUAUUGCGGAUAAGCAUCAUAUCCACAUGAACGCUACUCGCUGGAAGAGUCUCACACAGUUUGCAGCACACCUAGGUCGAGAAGGAAUCUGCCGUGUCGAAGAAACAGAAAAGGGUCUCUUUGUUUCAUGGAUCGACAACAGUCCCGAGACGUUGAGGAAGCGCGAGGCCAUUCUGAAGAAGGAGCGCCAGGAUAAAGGUGACGAGGAGAGGGAGCAACGGCAGAUACAGGAACAGGUCGAGCGAGCGCAGCGGGCUGCGGAGAAGAGUAAACAGGCCGAGGCUGAAUUGGAUUAUAAAGCCAAUAUUUUGGAACGGAGGGAAGGACAGAAGCUUCAAUUGAAUAUUGGUCUCGGCUCCAAGGCAAAUGGGGAGACUAAACCGAAAUCAGAAUCUCCGGAUGCUGCGAAAGACAGUGUCGCUUCCCCUUCAAACGCUUCUCCCGCCCCGACACUUGCAUCUACUGUCCCGUCCGCUCAGCCAGGUGCCAAGUUGUCUCUCUCGCUGGGCGAGAAGAAGCCUAAGAAUGUCUUUGCUUCUGCUGUAAAGAAGAACCCGCUGGCGGGUAAAAAAGGAUCGGUCAUGGAGCCUCCCAAGAAGAUGACAGAGCAGGAGAGAAUUAUGAAGGCUGAAAUGGAAGCAAUGCAACGGAAACGCACGCAUGGGGGGUCUGGGUUCCCUGGCCCCAAGCGGCCGAAGGUUUCUUGA
This is a messenger RNA of Monascus purpureus, 999 nucleotides long. The record is from the annotation of a GenBank genome assembly. NCBI's taxonomy places the organism in Eukaryota, Fungi, Ascomycota, Eurotiomycetes, Eurotiales, Aspergillaceae.